AUGCAGGCUUCCUGUACAUCAAAGGUUGCCACCGCGACCGUGCCGGCCCAACGGCGCAUCAUCUCUCUACUCAUCCCUUCACCCGCCAAUCUCACGUCCCAUGUCCUGCAUGCCACCGGGAGUGAUGCUGUCGAGGUCGACAUUGAGGAGGAUACGAUGGAACGCAUGGAGAAGACGAUGGAGGCCACUCGGCGCAGCUUCGGCACCGUCCGCACCGGCCGUGCCAAUCCAGCCGCCCUGGACCGGGUCAUGGUGGACUACUACGGCGCGCCGACCCCGCUCCGCCAGCUGGCAGGCAUCAGCGCCCCCGAGGCCUCCCUGCUGGUCGUCCAACCUUACGACACCUCCGCCAUUGCAGUGAUCGAGAAGGCCAUCAUGCAGUCUGACCUGGGCCUCACCCCCAACAACAACGGCCGCCUCAUCCGGCUCCAGAUCCCGGCGCUCACCUCGGACCGGCGCAAGGAGAUGACCAAAAUUGUUGCCAAGCUGGCCGAGGAAGGCAAGGUGGCCAUAAGGAAUGUGAGGCGCGACUCGAUGAAGGCCAUAGAGAAGCGUGAGAAAGAAAGUGCAAUCGGCGAGGACGAGCGCAAGGACCUGGAGGAUGCCGUGCAGGAGCUGACGAACGAGUACGUCGCCAGCAUCGACGCGCUGGCCAAGUCCAAGAACGAGGAGCUGACCACGGUGUAG
This is a messenger RNA of Auxenochlorella protothecoides, 687 nucleotides long. Its product is annotated as Ribosome-recycling factor. The record is from RefSeq and is a predicted model, not a curated record. Gene Ontology annotation, molecular function: ribosomal large subunit binding. The coding region runs from base 1 to 687 and encodes 228 amino acids. The transcript has 6 exons. Lineage: Eukaryota; Viridiplantae; Chlorophyta; Trebouxiophyceae; Chlorellales; Chlorellaceae. Gene Ontology annotation, biological process: translation.